AGGAGGAGGACCGCCAGGACCGCCAGGUCCGCCAGGGCAAGAUGGACGGGAAGGAGAUGAAGGUGACAUAGGACCUCCUGGUCCAAAAGGACCAAAAGGAGCACCAGGAAAGCCUGGACCACGUGGGGCGAAAGGUCCACCUGGCGACAAAGGAGAAAAAGGAUUGAAAGGACCGAGAGGUCCGGAAGGGGACCAAGGAGCAGAAGGACCGGCUGGAAUGUAA
Molecule: messenger RNA, 223 nt
Organism: Acanthocheilonema viteae
Lineage: Eukaryota; Metazoa; Nematoda; Chromadorea; Rhabditida; Onchocercidae
Source: the annotation of a GenBank genome assembly